Messenger RNA from Musa acuminata AAA Group (dessert banana), 1458 nucleotides. RefSeq lists its product as uncharacterized. NCBI's taxonomy places the organism in Eukaryota, Viridiplantae, Streptophyta, Magnoliopsida, Zingiberales, Musaceae. The transcript has a single exon. The record is from RefSeq and is a predicted model, not a curated record. Bases 351 to 1289 code for a protein of 312 amino acids.
CAUACAAUGGGCGUCGGUUCUUAUAGUUUUUGUCUCUCUCAGGAGCUCAGUCCAUCGCAUCCUCAUCAUCCCUUUCCUGUUGAUCGAUCCUACAUUUGCACAUACAAGAAAAGAAACGUGUUCUUUCUUCUAAGCAAAGCAUUAGAAGAGACCGACUGAAGUGGCAGUGGGAAGCGAGGGCUUCGAUUUGUACGAUUCCAUCCUUUCUCUCUUUCCUCUCCAUGCUUCCCAGCUAAGAGAUCUCUCUUUCGGCUGCUUGCUUGCUUCUUCCUUUACCGCGUCCCUUGAUUCCUGGUCUCAGUUGGUGAGUGAGAUCUUGUGAUGUGUUGACCGAGCUGGAACGAGUAUAUAUGGUUGGGAGAACCAGGAAGCGCCUCCUCUCCAAUCACCUUCUCCUUCCACCAGCCAUGAGGGACUUCGCCUCAUGUUUCAGCGAGAAUGCUGUGAAGAUCUCCGACGCCUCUUGCUCCGGCAGCAGCAGCAGCGGCGGCUUAGCGCUCGAUGGCACCUCGGUUGUCAGUGCAGUUACCUGUGUCUACGGUGUGCGACUCUCCACCCUGAAGGAACUCCUCAUCAGGGUCGCCUGGUCCAAGAGCCACGUCGGCCCUGCGCUGUCCAUCGGCAUCGACGACAGUCCCUCGCUUCAUUGCUGGAAGCCCGACGCCAUGAGCUGCCAGCUACUGAGGAAGAAGAAGGGGGCUCGGUCCUACGUUUCCGGGAAGUCCGCCGUCGUCGUCCACUGGGACUUGUCCUCUGCAAGAUACGGGUCAGGCCCCGAACCCAUCGACAACUUCUACGUUGUAGUCAUGGUCAACGCAGAGUUCGGGCUCUUGCUCGGAGACAUGAGCAAGGAGCACAUCAGGAGGUUCGGGGGCACGAUCCCGACAGCAGAGUUCUCCAUGAUCAGCAGAAAAGAACAAGUGCUCGGCCACAGCCGUCACUCGACGACCUCACGGUUCCGCGACGCGGGGAGAGACCACGAGAUCACCGUCAGGUGCAAGGGAGACGGCUGCGACGCCAAGGACUCGGAGCUGUCGGUGUGCAUCGACAGGAAGAGGGUGGUGCAAGUGAGGAAGCUCAGGUGGAACUUUAGGGGGAAUCAGACGGUGUUCGUGGAGGGAUCGCCGGUGGACGUGAUGUGGGACGUGCAUGACUGGUGGUUCGGGAAUCCUUCGGGGUGUGCCACGUUCAUGUUCCGGACGAGGAGCUCGCCGGAGAGCAGGCUGUGGUCGUCGUCGUCGGAGAUGUCUGGUUUCUCACUUGUGAUCCAAGCCUUCAGGAGCCCAUGAAGGUUUGCUGACGCCACUGGAUUUCUUCUUCUUCUUCUUUCUUGUUGCCAAUGGAUUCUUGGAAUGGAAUUGGAGAGGAGAUGUUGUUGAUCUCAGUUUGACAAAGCUCAAAUUGUGUGUGUGUGUGUGUAAAAGAUGGUACGCAAAAGAUUGUAUGAGGAAGGAUAAA